AUGGCUGCUCGACUGGAACCCCUCUCACGCUCGACCUUCAAAUCCCUACGCUCCUCCCCACUAUCGACUUCUUUUCUUCAUACCAACCGAAACAUUCCUUCGACCACUUUCUCAGCCAGACCUUUCUCAUCCACACCGAACAAGAUGGUCGUCAACGCCUGGUUCGACGUCGAGUACACCGACGCUCAGACUGACAAGCAGGUCAGCUCUGGUGCUGCGCAACCUCACCGUGGCCGCAUCAACUUCAAACUCUACGACGAUGUAGUCCCCAAGACUGUCGAGAACUUCCGUGCUCUCUGCACUGGCGAGAAGGGCUUCGGCUACAAGGGCUCCAAGUUCCACCGCAUCAUCCCUCAGUUCAUGCUUCAAGGUGGCGACUUCACCCGUGGUAAUGGCACUGGUGGCAAGUCGAUCUACGGCGAGAAGUUUGCGGAUGAGAACUUCAAGAAGCAGCACACUCGUCCCGGUCUCCUCUCGAUGGCCAACGCUGGUCCCAACACCAACGGCUCUCAGUUCUUCAUCACCACUGUCGUCACCUCCUGGCUCGAUGGCAAGCACGUCGUUUUCGGCGAAGUCGCUGACGACGAAGGCAUGAAGAUCGUCAAGGCGCUCGAGGCCACUGGCUCGGGCAAUGGCCAGGUCAAGCUGAACUUCAAGCCUACCAUCGUCGAUGCUGGUGCCGACGGCAAAUAG
Cyphellophora attinorum is the source of this 693-nucleotide messenger RNA. RefSeq names its product Peptidyl-prolyl cis-trans isomerase, mitochondrial. The coding region runs from base 1 to 693 and encodes 230 amino acids. NCBI's taxonomy places the organism in Eukaryota, Fungi, Ascomycota, Eurotiomycetes, Chaetothyriales, Cyphellophoraceae. The record is from RefSeq and is a predicted model, not a curated record. The transcript has 4 exons. Gene Ontology annotation, molecular function: peptidyl-prolyl cis-trans isomerase activity. Gene Ontology annotation, biological process: protein peptidyl-prolyl isomerization; protein folding.